AUGAAGAUGGCUCGUUUUCAGCUCUUUUACCUCGCACUCAUCCCACUCAUCUCUGGAUAUGCUCGAUCUCAAGAGAUUACCGCCAAUGACUUGACAAAGUUGCCUCAGUUUCCCCACAAGCCGAGGACGUUCAUUCUGACGGAUAUCCUCAAUGAGCCCGACGACCAAAUGUCAAUGGUACGCUAUCUGACAUACUCAAAUGAGUUCGAUACCAAGGGACUUGUUGCUACAACCUCCAUCAGCUUGCCAAACGAAACGCACCCAGAGGCUAUCGAGCUUAUUAUAAGAGCCUAUGGUGAAGUUGUUCACAAUCUGAACAAGCAUGUGCACCCCAACGAAACGUUCAGUCCUGCCGAAGAUCUUUUGAAACUCGUGAGAUCAGGCCCAGUGGUUUACGGGCGACAAGCUCUCAACGAGUCGCUAAGCGACGGUGCCAAAUUGCUGGUCGAAACGCUUGAGGCGGGUUCAGAUCCGUUAUUCGUCUCCAUUUGGGGCGGAGCCAACACCCUGGCGCAGGCGCUGCAGUUCAUCAGCACAGAGCUCCGCGUCUACUCAAUCUCGGAUCAGGACGAUGCUGGGCCGUGGAUCCGGGUCAAAUGGCCAGAUAUAACUUAUAUCGUCAAUGUUCACGGCUUCAGAGAAUACGAAUCGUCCACGUGGGCCGGCAUAGGCAGCGCAGACAACGGUGCUGCUAACGUGACGAAAGUACAAGACGAUUGGCUGACGCCGAAUAUCCGGAUCGGUCCUCUGGGUGAGGUGUAUCCCAAGGUUCUCUAUGGAAUGGAGGGAGACUCGCCCAGCUUCAUGCGGCUUAUCCAAAACGGCCUUAAUAGUGCUAGGCAUCCGGACUGGGGUAGCUGGGGUGGCCGGUACACCCGAGUUACGGAGGCCGAAGACAUCAACGAAUACGGAACAUCCAUGGACACGGCCGUUUCUGUGACAGGCGUGGAUCACCAGAGCCAGUAUGCCACUGUUUGGCGAUGGCGCGACGCCUACCAAGACGACUUUGCGGCACGAAUGCAGUGGAGCGUUACGGACAAAUUCGAAGACGCAACUCAUCCACCCAAUAUCAAUAUCAACGGCUCCAUUAGUCUCGAUGCCAUGGAGAUAAUUGUCCCGUACAAAGGUUCUGUUGUGCUGGAUGCCAGCAAGACCUACGAUUCUGAUCACCCAGAAGACUCGACUCACCUCGAGUUCGAAAGGUAUGCUUACACCACAGCCUCUAUUGCUUGGGCCAGUGCAUAUCUCGAGGGACUCAUUGAGAUACGUCCGCUUUCACCGCCAACCGGUACAGAUGGGUAUCUUGAGGUUAAUAAUGCGGGAUUCAGGAACGUCACGAUUGGUCCGAGGGUCCAGAUCGUGAACAAUGUGCCGGGCAUCUCGCAACUUGAGGGAAGAUCUUGGCAUGUUGUACUCCAGGUGAACAACAACAAGGGUCAGCAUCCGGUCCGUAGGUACAAGCGAAUCUUAAUUAAGGAUUUUGAGGGGUAA
Molecule: messenger RNA, 1491 nt
Organism: Colletotrichum chrysophilum
Lineage: Eukaryota; Fungi; Ascomycota; Sordariomycetes; Glomerellales; Glomerellaceae
Exons: 3
Coding region: 1-1491 (496 amino acids)
Molecular function (GO): hydrolase activity, hydrolyzing N-glycosyl compounds
Source: RefSeq, a predicted model, not a curated record